Messenger RNA from Cetraspora pellucida, 543 nucleotides. NCBI's taxonomy places the organism in Eukaryota, Fungi, Glomeromycota, Glomeromycetes, Diversisporales, Gigasporaceae. The record is from the annotation of a GenBank genome assembly.
AUGGUAGACGACAACUUCGAAAUUGAGCCUGAAGAAGGAUUUCUUACCCCUACCACAGAUGACCAUGUCACAAGAAAUGGGUGGUAUGAAGAAGAAGAAGUUGAGGCCUUUCUUGCUAUCCCGUGGAAUAAGAUGGAACUCAAAGAGCUGAGGGAUGAAGAAUCAACUCCAAACCCCAUUCUGGCCAAUGAGAAACUCGACCCAUAUGACGAUAAGAAAUAUGUUGGUGAACCCUAUGAAAAGGAAGUUAGAUAUAAGGUGAUUCUGGAAUCGAUCGCUCUGGAAACCCAUAAUGUAGACGGAACUUCCACAAAGGAUAAGAAAGACGAGAACUCCUGUUCUAUGACGGAAGAUGAAAUAGCAUUGGAAGAUGAACACAAACGACAUGCGAUCGAGCACAUAAGGGAUAAAAGACAUCGCGAUUCUUCGGGAAACUGUCAUAAAUCAGCGAUACAGAUUGUUGAUAAUCGAAAGGAAAACAAUAGUACUCCUAAUGAAGUAAAGAAUCAUAAGGCCAUAGAAAAAGAAGAUACUGCCUCUUAA